Messenger RNA from Plenodomus lingam JN3, 264 nucleotides. The record is from RefSeq and is a predicted model, not a curated record. Lineage: Eukaryota; Fungi; Ascomycota; Dothideomycetes; Pleosporales; Leptosphaeriaceae.
AUGCGGCUCGAUGGAUUCUUCGCUAUUUCAGUUUUCGGUCGCUUUUCCUUUUGCAGCGACGGCGUUUCAAGCACGGGUUCCUUAGCCAGCGAAGCGAUGGUGUUCAUUGCGAUUGCGCGGGCGCUGGUGGACUCUGCAGUCAUGGUAAUUACAUAUUCGGCAGCAUGGUGUUUUCCUACUUGGGUAUUGCAUCUGCGGCGGUCGUCUUCUGUUUGGCUCGACUGUACAAUACCCAUGGAUUAUACCAUCUCCUCUCUAGAUUAG